This is a messenger RNA of Lodderomyces oxycetoniae, 504 nucleotides long. RefSeq lists its product as uncharacterized. The record is from RefSeq and is a predicted model, not a curated record. Bases 1 to 504 code for a protein of 167 amino acids. The transcript has a single exon. Lineage: Eukaryota; Fungi; Ascomycota; Pichiomycetes; Serinales; Debaryomycetaceae.
AUGUCGUCUACGUCGCAUACAAAUAUGCUCCAGCAAGCAAAAGCCACACAAUUACAAGACUUGAAACAAUCACAUUAUUAUUCAAAACAACUACAAUCAAUAUUCACAAACCUCAUCGAUUCCAACUCCAAUUCCACUGAUAUAAACUCACCGCUACUAGACAAGAUAACAACUAUACAUGAACUCAAUGAUGAUAUCGAUAGGUUUCUCAACAAGGAUAUCGCUGAGAAUUUCCAUUUGUUGAUGAAACAAAAGAGAAAAUUGGAGAAAGUAGUUAGAAAAUGUAAUGAAAAGAUGAAAAGGGUCGAAAAGGGGAGAUUGGACGGUGAUGGAGCGGAAACAGUAAUGCUGAGCUCUAAAGGUGAGGAGAGAAGGGGAAUCGGUGGUGAUCAUGGUGGAAAUGUGAAUGAAAAUUAUGUGGAUUUGUUACAAAGGAGGUGUGAAUUGAUUGAUCAAAAUCUACGAAUUUUAGAACAAACUUUGAAGAAUAUUGAAAAGAGCUAG